Molecule: messenger RNA, 3100 nt
Organism: Procambarus clarkii (red swamp crayfish)
Lineage: Eukaryota; Metazoa; Arthropoda; Malacostraca; Decapoda; Cambaridae
Product: nascent polypeptide-associated complex subunit alpha, muscle-specific form
Source: RefSeq, a predicted model, not a curated record
CAGGCAGCCACAGUCAGUCCAGAAGAUGGCGUUGCUGGUGACGGUACUGGUGGCUGUGUUCUCGUACGCCACAGCACAGAGCUUCGCAGGAUGUCGGGUGUGCGAGGACUCAUGCGUCACACUGCCUCGCACGGACGGAACAUGCGCAGUGUGCGUGUGUGGACGGGUGGUCCUACCGGACUGUCCCACCAACGCCACCACUGUCAAGUGUCCCCCUGGCUGCACCCUGGGGCCGGGACCUGACGGCUGCGGUGGCUGUGACUGCCCGCCGCCUAAACCCCAGCUGUGUGCCGCCCUUGGCCCCUGCCCCUCCAACUGUCAGUCCCUCGUGGGUGACGACGGGUGCCCCGGGUGUGUGUGCACCUCCCAGCGGGCUGUCUGUCCCCCCGUCACCUGUCACGACGGGUGUACCGUGGAGGACGGCGAGGACGGGUGCCGCAAGUGCCGCUGUGACGGGCCUGGCACGUGCCCAGCCAUGCCCGAGUGCCUCCGGGGCUGUAUUGACAGAGACGACAACAGUGGCUGUUUCUUUUGUAACUGCACGCUCGCCCCCACCACUUCGACUGACACUUCGACCCGCAGACCAACGACAGCGAGACCAAAAACGAAGCCAUUUGGACAAGUGCCCCCUGAAGAAGCUUCUACUGGAUUGGACACGUUUGUGGGAUUCACAUCAGGAUCCCUGAACGGCCCCUGGCCCAGGUGUCGCAGCGGGCCGCGUCUGCGAUGUCCCUUAGGGUGUCGGAUCGCCAUUGGGCCCGACGGGUGUCGCGAAUGCUAUUGUGGAGACGCCGCUUACCUGUGUCCCGGCGUGCCCAGGUGCGUCAACCGCUGCCUCUUCCUCAGCCCCGAAGACAGAUGCUGCCGAUGCGAAUGUUCUCGCCAAUCCACAACUUCCAGUUUUGGCUUCAACUUUGUAAAUGGUCCGUCGUUCACAUCAUUUACACCUUUCCGACCUUUCGGACCCGUUACACGUGGUAAUCCCACCAUCAGACACACGGGUCUUCUGGGCCUGCCAGGUUUGCCUACGUUCCUGAAUCACAAUAAUCCUGCGUUUUUUGAGGUCAAGCCGCAUGCAACCAAACCAGCACCGAAUGUCCCCUAUUCUGCAGCUGCAGGACCUAAUGUAGGGUCAAAUUAUCCCUCUGCAACGCCAGCAGACCGCAGGGAUUCUCCUGCUGCUGCAACACACAGAAAUGCAGGACCAAGGGAUCCUUUUCCAGGACCAAAGGAUCCUCUUGCAGUAGUUACAGAUCGUAAUGCAGGGCCCACCGAUCCUGCAGUCUCACCAACAGAUCCUGCAACAAAUCCUGUAGCCGCUCCAACAGAUCCUGCAGCCGCACCAACAGAUCCUGCUACACGAACAGAUCCUGAAGCCGUACCAACAGAUCCUGCAACAAAUUCUGUAGCCACACCAACAGAUCCUGCAACAGAUCCUGCAGCCACACCAACAGAUCCUGCUACACGAACAGAUCCUGCUACACGAACAGAUCCUGCAGCCACUCCAACAGAUCCUGCUACACGAACAGAUCCUGAAGCCACACCAACAGAUUCUGCAACAAAUCCUGCAGCCACACCAACAGAUCCUGCAAAAAAUCCUGCAGCCACAUCAACAGAUCCUGCAACAAAUCCUGCAGCCACACCAAUAGAUCCUGCAACAGAUCCUGUAGCCACACCAACAGAUCCUGCAACAAAUCCUGCAGCCACACCAACAGAUCCUGCAACAGAUCCUGUAGCCGCUCCAACAGAUCGUGCAGCCGCACCAACAGAUCCUGCAACAGAUCCUGCAGCCACACCAACAGAUCCUGCAACAGAUCCUGCAGCCACACCAACAGAUCCUGCUACACGAACAGAUCCUGAAGCCACACCAACAGAUCCUGCAACAAAUUCUGCAGCCACACCAACAGAUCUUGCAACAAAUCCUGAAGCCACACCAACAGAUCCUGCAAAAAAUCCUGCAGCCGCUCCAACAGAUCCUGCAACAGAUCCUGACGCCACACCAACAGAUCCUGCUACACGAACAGAUCCUGAAGCCACACCAACAGAUCCUGCAACAAAUCCUGCAGCCACACCAACAGAUCCUGCAACAGAUCCUGUAGCCGCUCCAACAGAUCCUCCUACACGAACAGAUCCUGAAGCCUCACCAACAGAUUCUGCUACAGAUCCUAAAGCCGCUCCAACUGAUCCUGCUACACGAACAGAUCCUGAACCCGCACCAACAAAUCCUGCUACAGAUCCUGCAGCCACUCCAACAGAUCCUCCUACACGAACAGAUCCUGAAGCCUCACCAACAGAUUCUGCUACAGAUCCUAAAGCCGCUCCAACAGAUCCUGCUACACGAACAGAUCCUGAACCCGCACCAACAGAUCCUGCUACAGAUCCUGUUACACCGACAGAUCCUACAGCCGGACCAACAGAUCCUGCAACCGCUCCAACAGAUGCUCCACCCCUAACACUUGAACAACAAAUUCAACAAAUUCUGCCACUGUUGCAGCAGAUACGGAACAUCCUGCCUGCUGUUGGGCAGGCUUAACUCGCCCCGUCACAGCCCCGGACGCACCGAGACCCUCCCUGCUGGACUCUCAGGUCCUGGAACCCGCGUCUUGAACAACAGGAGGAGACAGAUUCUGUCUUGAACAACAGGAGGAGACAGAUUCUGUCUUGAACAACAGGAGGAGACAGAUUCUGUCUUGAACAACAGGAGGAGACAGAUUCUGUCUUGAACAACAGACAGGAAGGGGGGCAGAUAUCCUCAUGUAUCCAACAAAGGAUACAAGAAGAGACGGAGAUCCUGUCGCCUUCAGCAACAGCGAAAGAAAGAGACAGAGGUUCUAAAGCCAUCAACAUUUUCUGCCCGGAAGCCUCUGACCUUCUACCAUCUUCGUCAAUGUUUACUAUCAACAACAGCUGACUUAAAACAAACAGCUGCUUCUUUCACAAUAUUUUUACUUUAAUUGUACUAUUGCCAAUUUGAUAGCCACUUCCAAUGAUGAUUUUGUUGGUACAAAGUUUUCAGCUGCUACGCAAAAUCUUCAAAUUUUUUUGUGUUAUUUGUUUUGUUUUUUAACGAUGUGAGUUGGAGAGUAAAGCGUUAAGCCGA